AUGAGCUACUCGCUGGAGCCGUUGAGCAAUCCGUCUUACCGGCGGGUGGCCGAGAGCCGGACCACCUUCAGCCGGGCCAGCGUGUCGCCGUCGAGCGGCUUCCGCUCCCAGUCCUGGUCGCGGAGCUCACCCAGCCCGGCCUCGUCGACUUACAAGCGCAAUGUGGGCCCUGCGCGGACUUCCUACGGCUCUACGGUGCUGAGCUCCACCGAGAGCCUGGAGCUGAGUCAGUCGUCGCUCUUCAACGGCGGCGGCGGCGGCGGCGGGGCCGUGGAGCUGAAGUUGAGCCGCUCCAACGAGAAGGAGCAGCUGCAGGGGCUGAACGACCGCUUUGCCGGCUACAUCGAGAAGGUGCACUCGCUGGAGCAGCAGAACAAGGAGCUGGAGGCCGAGCUGGGCGCCCUGCGGCAGAAGCAGGUGGGCCGUUCGCAGCUGGGCGUAGCCCUGGAGCAGGAGCUGCGCGAGCUACGCACUGCCCUGGAGCAGGUCAACCACGAGAAGGCGGCGCUGCAGCUCGACUCGGAGCACUUGGAGGAGGACAUCCAGCGCCUGAAGGAGCGCUUCGAGGAUGAGGCGCGCCUCCGCGAGGACGCCGACGCCAUCACCCGCGCCCUGCGGAAGGACAUCGAGGAGGCGUCCAUGGUGAAGGUCGAGCUGGACAAGAAGGUGCAGUCGCUGCAAGAUGAGGUGGCCUUCCUGCGCGGCAACCACGAGGAAGAGGUGGCCGAUCUGCUGGCCCAGAUCCAGGCCUCGCACGUCUCCGUCGAGCGCAAGGACUACCUGAAGACCGACCUCUCGGCCGCCCUCAAGGAGAUCCGCUCCCAGCUCGAGUGCCACUCUGACCAGAACAUGGUCCAGGCGGAGGAGUGGUUCAAGUGCCGCUACGCCAAGCUGACCGAGGCUGCCGAGCAGAACAAGGAAGCCAUCCGCUCGGCCAAGGAGGAGAUCUCCGAGUACCGGCGGCAGCUCCAGGCCAAGAGCAUCGAGCUGGAGUCCGUCCGCGGCACUAAGGAGUCCUUGGAGCGCCAGCUGAACGACAUCGAGGAGCGCCACAACCAUGAUCUGGCCACUUACCAAGACACGAUCCAACAGCUUGAAAAUGAGCUGAGAGGUACGAAGUGGGAGAUGGCACGUCAUUUGAGGGAAUACCAAGAUCUCCUCAACGUCAAGAUGGCUCUCGAUAUUGAAAUUGCUGCCUACAGGAAACUUCUUGAGGGUGAAGAAACAAGAUUCAGUGCCUUUUCUGGAAGCAUCACUGGGCCAACAUUCACACAUAGGCAACCUUCAGUAACAAUAUCAACUACCAAAAUACAGAAAUCAAAAGCUGAGCCACCAAAACUAAAGGUCCAACACAAGUUUGUAGAAGAAAUAAUUGAAGAGACCAAAGUAGAGAAUGAGAAAUCUGAACUGGAUGAAGCUCUUGCGGCUAUGGCUAAAGAACUGGCUGCUGAAACUGUACUAGGCAAAGAAGUGGAGGAAGAAGUUAUAGAAGAGGAAUUUGUAGCAGAGGAAAAGGCUGAAGUCAAAGCUGCAGCCCCAGAAGGUGAAGGAGAAGAAGGGGAAGAAGGGGAGGAAGAAGAAGAGGAAGGUGCAAAAUCUGAUGUGGCAGAAGGAGGAUCAGAAAAAGAAGAAGAAAAAAGUGAAAAGGAAGAAGGUGAGGAAGAAGCAGAAGAAGAAGCAGGUGAAGGAGAAGCUGAGGAAGUUGAAGCUGAAGUAGCAGAAGAGCCUGAAGAAGUAGUUAUUGCACCAGAGAAGGUAGAAAAGGUGAAAACAUCUCCUCCUAGAUCACCCCCCAAAUCACCUGUGACUGAUAAAGCAGAAGAGAAAGAAGACAGUAAAGAAGGUGAAGGUGUUGAUCAGGAGGGAGUGGAAGGUGAAGAGGAGGAAACAGCAGCAGCUAAGGAAGAAAGGGAGAAAACAGCAUCUCCAGCAAAAGUAGAAUCUCCUGAAAAACCAAGCACUCCAGAUAAAGGAUCUCCAGAAAAAGCUGGGACUCCAGAGAAGGCUACUUCUCCAGAGAAAGCAGCCUCUCCAGAGAAGGCUGGGACUCCAGAGAAGGCUACUUCUCCAGAGAAAGCAGCGACACCAGAGAAGGCAGCCUCUCCAGAGAAGGCAGGGACUCCAGAGAAGCCAGCCUCCCCAGAGAAGGCUGGGACUCCAGAGAAGGCAGGGACUCCAGAGAAGGCAGGGACUCCAGAGAAAGCAAAAACAGCAUCUCCAGCAAAAGUAGAAUCUCCUGAAAAACCAAGCACUCCAGAUAAAGGAUCUCCAGAAAAAGCUGGGACUCCAGAGAAGGCUACUUCUCCAGAGAAAGCAGCCUCUCCAGAGAAGGCUGGGACUCCAGAGAAGGCUACUUCUCCAGAGAAAGCAGGGACACCAGAGAAGGCAGCCUCUCCAGAGAAGGCAGGGACUCCAGAGAAGGCAGCCUCCCCAGAGAAAGCAGGGACACCAGAGAAGACAGCCUCUCCGGAGAAGGCAGGGACUCCAGAGAAGGCAGCCUCUCCGGAGAAGGCAGGGACUCCAGAGAAAGUGGCUUCUCCUGAAAAGCCAGGCUCCCCAGUGGAAGAAGUUAUCUCCAUCACAAAGGCAACCACUGUUGGUGCAGAAAAAGAAUCAAAAGAAAAAACUGAGAAAAUGUCAAAGGAGUCUACCAAAGAAGAUAUAGCAGUAAACGGAGAGGUAGAAGAUAAGGGGGAGGAAGAAGAUGACUCAAAGGUAAAGCAAGUAGAAGAAGAUGAUAAAGGUGUUAUCACCAAUGGUCUGGACGUGAGCCCUUCUGAAGAAAAGAAAGGGAAGGGUGAAGAGAAAGUGGUGGUGACGAAAAAAGUUGAGAAGAUCACUAGUGAAGAUGAUGGGGUCACCACAUACAUCACAAAGUCUGUGACUGUCACCCAGAAGAUGGAAGAGCAUGACGAUGCUGUUGCAGAGAAGUUGGUGUCCACCAAGAGGGUGGAGAAGGUGACUUCUUCACAUGCCAUAGUGAAAGAAAUCAAGGAGAGUAGUGACUAA
Molecule: messenger RNA, 3009 nt
Organism: Python bivittatus (Burmese python)
Lineage: Eukaryota; Metazoa; Chordata; Lepidosauria; Squamata; Pythonidae
Source: RefSeq, a predicted model, not a curated record